UCCUACUAAUCUCUGGUCGCAAUAGUCGCAAUAAAAAUCAUACGGACACUAUACAGUCCAAUGUCAAUUAAAUACAGUAGUAUAAAUAUACUGUUACUCAGGAACUACAAUAGAUUUUCUUCGAUUUCAUUUUACAUUAGAUUAGUCUGAUAGGUACGUGAAGACACCCACACCUAGUGCUAGUGGCAUCGUUUUAAUAAGAAGAGGAGGAGAGUCAGAACUCAAAAUUAAUCAUCAUAAAUAAUAAUAAUCACCAUUGUCCAGUCGGUUUACUUACAAAAUUCCAGGAGAAGCGUGCACACACUUGACACAGCAUGAGCAUGAUUUGCAAUACGCUUGCGUGCACAUGCGCGCACACUUUCGUCUCGCUCGUCUGGCCCUAACCUACCGGCAGGACCUGGACCUCCAAAAUGUUUUUCGAAGAAAAUACAUACCUAGCCUCUCUCGGAGCUAAAAAAGUGUUGAAAGAAAAAAAAAUACACUCUGAAGUAUACUUACGCAAGGAAGCCUUGUUCCAGUCGAAGAGUGCGUGCUCGUGUAUAUUUUUAUAAGAAGGACGCAUAGAGAGCGCCUGUGUCUCUUUUUGUGGGAGGGGGUUCUUGUCUUUUUUUUUCUCUUCGUUCCUCUCUCUACUUUGGUAGUUGGUACUUGGUACCUUGGUACCUACUCGCCGAGAGGUUGGUUUUAGUUUGUGUGCAACUGUGUAGUGUGCAGUGUUCACUGCGUAACGUCAGUAACUAACGUAUUGGGUCAGAGAUUGGGUUUUGCACACCCAUAGUCCUGGAGAGAAGCAUGACGACCUCCUCGACGAGCUAAGUAGAGCGUCGUCCAUCAAUCGAGAAAGAAAAAUCGCGUAUCAUCGUGGUCGUCUUCGUUUUCUUCGCCAGUUCCCUACUCCUCCCGCACCGCUGCAAGAGGGGGCCCAACGAUCGUCCGUGAUUCUACGUCCCCGAUGUUGGUCGCAGGACUAGCUCGUGAAUGCGGACGACGAUCAUACGAGCAGCACCAAACGAAGAAUCGGGGCACUUGCUGCUGCUUUUGGAAGCGGCAGCAACAAAUUUUGUUGCUACUCUCAUCAUUUUUAUCCUCAAAGGACGGCGCUGAGUCGACGUCGACGAUUCUGAAUAACAAUAGCAUCAAGUUACGACACGCACAUCGGAGCUGGGUUAAACUACGUCCUCGUAGCGCCGAAGAGAGCGGCGGAGGAGGAGGAGGAAGAGGUAGCAACAACGACUUCCUCGACGUUGAGGAGGAAACUCGUUGUUCUUACCGGGGGAAGAGUGAAAGCAGUGAAACAGUGAAAGUGUUGGAGGAGAACGACGACGAAAAGUCAGUCGGCAACCCAUCAAAAAAGUGGUGGAGGACAAUUCGUGCUCAGCGAAGAAAGCUUCAAACCUGUUUGAAGCUUUCGAGGCCGGAUUCAUGGAACUAUGAACCUGGACUCGUUGUCUUUUACUUUGUCGCAAAUCUCAUUCUUGGUUGCGAGCCUGAAUAGGAAGAAUUUUCGGGACAGCUGCGAGGAGAUAACGGACCUGGUAAGAUUGGGUGGCGUGGAAGCAGACCGUCACUUGUUGCGCUGCUUGUUUUCACAAAUCGACUUCUCAACCGGAGAAGCACAAGACCAGAAUUCACCGGAUUACUGUCGAGUGCAGCUGUUGAAACAGGAGUGCUUCAAGCUAUCAAGCAAGCCAUCAUUCAUUUCAAACAUUUGCUUUGCCAUCGAUUAUCCCUUCAAUCGUAAAAAUAGGGUCUUCCCGCCCCCGAAAUUUUUUCAAAACAUCCGCCGAGUGCUCGGGCUGACGCUAGUCCAGGACGUUUUGAUAGCUCUAUCGCUCCAGCACUCGCAAUACUCGGACGUAGCGGCGCGAGCGCUCGAGCACAUCCAGAAACAGCUGCCCGAGCUCGUCAAGAAUUACGUCGACGCAAACGACACCAAGAACGCUGGUGCCAACGAGGAAGGCCUGCACGACGCUACGCCCGAGGUUCUGCACCAAUUGCUUACCUGCAUAUUCGAGGAGGGCAGUAAGAUCAGCUUGAACGCCGAGACCAAGGGAAAAUUUCUCAAGUACCUGAGACGCGAUUUUCCUCGCGAGGUGGUGCCAAUCGUUCUCGCUCCGCUGCUCUACCCGGGCAGCGAGGAGGAUACUCAGCAGCCCGUGCAAUUUAACAUGGCUGCCAAUCAAUUGGACAAUACCAAUUACGCAGAACUGAUAAUGGAACUUGGCUACGGCUUCACUAGUAGCGUAGAAGAAUGCCGGAAGAGCCUGACGAAUUUCGGUGGCCGGGAUCUGACAGCUCGAUGCGUUGCCAGGAUAUUGGCCUACAUGGCCCGCACCUCGAGUGGCAUCGAGGAGAAUGCGCUGGGACUGCACUCCUUCUGGGAGAACUCGACGAGUGGUCAGGAUAGCAAGGAUAAGGCACCAGAUGGGGCUACCAGUUGGAACGUUGAAGUCUUUGUAAAAGCUGUUACGGAAGUUAACUCAUCGAUCUUGUGGCCAGAAGUAAUCGCCAAACUGGACCACCCAGAGUUUGUAAUCAAAGACCGACAAGGCCUCGCUCUACUCAUCGCAGGCUUGCGCCUUGGACUACAAGCUCAAAGUUACAUGCCCGAGUUUCCUAUUGAAUUGUUCUACCGUCAUUGGGAGAACGUGAAAGGCCAGUUUUCCCUCGUCCAUCAAAUACUCAAGUGUCCAGAUGUAUUUUGCUUCUCAGAUCACGCUUACCAUUCUGUCUCAAUUGAUAUGCUCAAAGCAGCACCCGACAUCGAUAGCAAAGAAGCCCAAACCUGGCGCUCGGUCAACGUUGUUGAUCUUUUUAUUUAUCUGGCUGAUCGCGGGCUUGUUAAUCAUGUACAGGAAAUCUUCAAGUGGCCCAUGCAACACUGCCCGGAUGUACUUGUGCUUGCUUUACUACAGAGUAAUGCCCCUAUUGCAGGAUUCAGACAAGAAUUGUUAUCAGCCCUAAUGCCAAUAUUUCUGGGCAACCAUCCCAACAGUGCAGUAAUACUGCACUAUUCUUGGCACAACAACAACACCAAACUGAGAAACAUAAUAAUGCACUCUAUGGCCGAAUGGUAUCUCCGUGGUGAUCAUGAUCAGACCCGUCUCUCCCGCAUUCUUGACGUUGCCCAAGAUCUUAAGGCUUUAUCGAACCUUUUGAACGCUCAAUCUUUCGCCUUUGUCAUUGAUCUCGCUUGUUUAGCCUCACGUCGUGAGUACUUAAAAUUGGAGAAAUGGCUAACCGACAAAAUACGUGAUCAUGGUGAAGCUUUUGUUGCUGCGUGUAUAAAAUUUUUGCAACGGCGAUGCCCUCAAGUCUUGGGUGGAGCUAUCAAGGAUGACGUUAGUGUUCCCAAAGCUACCCAAUUGCCAACAGAAACACUGACAACGAUAUUACACUGUCUGCAAACUUGUAUUGGGAGCGUAACUCAAGAAUGUGCUGACGCAAUAUUAUCCAUGGUACAAAAUUGCAGUCUAAUGCUAAGCAAACAGGGAGCUAUUGGUAGGCUACCACCACCUGUCAUGAGACACAGAGCCAUCGACACUUUCAGUCCGUUGGGUGGACAGCUUUUCCCAACCAAGCAAGUCGACUCUCUGUCAAAUCUAAACUCCAGCCUAGCGUCGAUAAGCCUAAACUCGAACCUUGGUCCGCCUAGCAAUUCUGCCUUCAACCUUCCAGCAACGUUAGGUCCACUGGUAUCCACUCCAGGCUCACCGUCACGCCUGAUAGGAUCGACCUCGACGCCGUUCCCAGUGAUGCCAUUGCCAUCGCAGUUGCACUCGGGCCCGGUGGGUACUCAAGGUUCCUCGGCUGUGAUUCCAGGCCACGUUAACGCUAUCGGUGGCUUGAACCGACUAGCCCCGCCAACGGCUAUCGAGAAGUCGCGCAUGCAAGAAACCGCCAAUCUAUUUCCUGAAGCAACUGGAACGCUCACUAAAGAAAUCGAAGACGAAGCUAACAGCUAUUUCCAACGUAUAUACAAUCAUCCGCCCCAUCCGACUCUGUCGAUCGACGAAGUGCUCGAUAUGCUAAAGAAAUUCCAGGAUUCAACAAACAGGCGCGAGCGCGACGUUUAUGGCUGCAUGUUGCGUAAUCUCUUCGAAGAGUAUCGCUUUUUUCCCCAGUACCCUGAUAAAGAGCUGCACAUCACCGCUCAACUGUUCGGCGGUAUAAUCGAACGUGGCCUCGUCAAUAGUUACAUAACUUUGGGACUGGCUUUGAGAUUCGUUCUAGAAGCACUACGCAAGCCGGAAGGCAAUAAAAUGUACUACUUUGGCAUUGCUGCCCUUGAUCGCUUCAAGACCCGACUCAAGGAUUAUAUGACGUAUUGCGAGCACGUCCGUAGUAUACCGCACUUUAGCGAGUUCCCACCUCACCUGAUGGAGUACGUCGAAUACGGUCUGAACGGCCAAGAGCCUCCUUCACGGCCACAGGGUCCGGUGAUACCAAAAUCUCUGAACGCCAUGCUUGCGCCUGUUACGACGCUUUAUAAGACUGUCACGACCACGACGAUCACCACGACGACGACCCAGUCCAAGCCAUCGACCACGCCAACGAGCUCCAUAGCUACGGCUCGACCAUCGAUCGCCAACGCCACGAAUAUCGAUACUUUGCUGGUUGCCACGGAUAAGGAGGAAAAGAUUACAUCACCUCCUGAAACUAUGCAGGACAAAACAGCAUUUAUCUUUAACAAUUUAAGCCAGCUGAAUCUGCAACAAAAGUGCGACGAGAUCAAGGACCUGGUUUCGGAGGAUUACUGGCCCUGGAUGGCACAAUACUUGGUCAUGAAGCGUGCCAGUAUAGAAUUGAACUUCCAUGCUCUCUAUUCAAAUUUUUUGGACUGCUUGAAAGUUUCCGACGUCAACAAAAUGGUCACAAGAGAAACAUUCAGAAACAUCCGAGUACUCCUGCGCAGUGAUAAGGGUAUAGCCAAUUUCUCUGACCGGUCUCUGUUAAAGAAUCUUGGUCAUUGGUUGGGUAUGCUCACGUUGGGUCGAAACAAGCCAAUUCUUCAGCUCGACAUCGAUCUAAAAUCACUGCUCGUUGAGGCUUACUGCAAGGGUCAACAGGAGUUACUCUACGUAGUUCCGUUCGUAGCCAAAGUUUUAGAAAGCUGUGCCAAAAGUCGCGUUUUUCGACCUCCGAAUCCUUGGACAAUGGCCAUCAUGAACGUGCUGGCUGAACUUCAUCAAGAACCCGAUCUCAAGCUCAAUCUUAAAUUUGAAAUCGAAGUGCUCUGCAAAAAUCUUAGUAUCGAUGUGGCAGAUCUCAAGCCGGCAAUAUAUCUGAAAGAUCCGGAAAAAUUGGCCAACAUCGAGUACCAAUUAUCUCAACCGAUCAAGAAAGCCAACGAAGUUUCCAAUAAUUCUACAAGUCAGCAACAAACGCAACAACCGCAACAGGGACAGGUGGAGGAUCUCAUUGGUCCGACUCCUAGUAUACCUCAAGUGCAACAGCAGCAGCAGCAGCAACAGCAACAACAGCAACAACAACAACAACAGCAGCAACAACAACAACAGCAGCAACAACAACAACAACAACAACAGCAGCAGCAACAGCAGCAGCAGCAGCAGCAGCAACAACAGCAAGUUGCGCCAAUUGCCAAUACGACUCCAUCAUUACCCACUGGACCACCAGAACCACGUUUCAGUUACAUGGACAUUCAAGUAACGAACAUCAACAGUAUCGCUCAACACAUCACCAUCAAUAGUACCUUGCCGUUAUUCGUGGCUCAGCCUCAGCUGAAACAAUUCGUACGCCAGGCGGUCGAACGGGCAAUCCAAGAGUGGAUUCAUCCCGUCGUCGAUCGCUCGAUCAAGAUUGCUAUCACCACUACCGAGCAGACCGUUAAGAAGGACUUUGCCCUGGACCACGACGAAAACAAAAUGCGAUCAGCCGCGAGGCACAUGGUUCGCAACCUGACGGCCGGUAUGGCCAUGAUCACCUCCCGUGACCAGAUACUUCAAUCUAUCAGCUCGAACCUCAAAAAUGCUUUCGUCAUGUCCGUUAUGCCGCAACAGAAGGAAGUGGCCGAGCAGACGGCAAACAUCGUUGCUGCUGAGAACAUGGAACUGGCUUGCGCCUUCAUCCAAAAAACUGCGAUCGAAAAGGCCAUACCGGAGAUGGAAAAGCGAUUGCACAACGAGUACGAGGUACGCAAGAUCGCUCGCCAGGAAGGCCGUCGCUACAUAGACGCAGUAGCGAAGUACCAAGCCGAGCGAAUGCCCGAGCAGAUCAGGCUCAAGGUCGGCGGUGUCACUCCACAGCAGAUGGCCGUAUACGAGGAAUUCGCACGCAACAUACCAGGCUUUUUGCCACUGUCGGAGCGCGAGGUCCAAGCCCUGUUCACGCCCAAAAACAUCGUGGAGCAGCCCGCGAUACAGCCAUUUGCCGUGAACGCACCCGCCCCGAUGAGCAUUGCCACGGCUCAGCAGGUGGCUUACACUACGGCGGUCAGCAACGACGAAGUCGGCUCUAUGCUCGAGAAGCUCGGUAGCGAAGUAGAAAUACUGCUAACCACAGCUGCCCCGACCAUCACGCCGCAACACCAGGCGGCACUCCACAGCGUUCUUGAAUCACUGAUCAUGACACGCCGCUCGCGCGAUGUCAACGUCGCCAUGGGACUGCUCAAGAAGGCUGUCGAAGGCUUGUUGAACGUGGCAACUCUUACUCUGGAUAGCAGUAGCAUCGACUCCGAGAUUGUGCUUCGAUACAAGGAACUUCAUCUGAGGAUACUCAAGUGUCUGCAAGACCCGAGGGCUUACGGCAUGCAGUGGACGAACAAAAACAUCACGAGAUUCGUCGUCGAGUACAGAGACGAGUACAAGUACAAUUUCGACGUUGUCGACUGUCUUAUCAGAUCUCACCUAUUGAACCUACAACAGUACGACACGGCGUUGGCUCAGGCAAUGGAAGUUGGCAGCGUUAUGGCUGUGGCUUUUGCGAUACAAUUGGUCCAAGUGUAUCUAAUCGACGAGAGACAAACGAUUCACGUAACCGAAUCCGAUCUCUAUGGUACCAUUGAAAUUCUUGCGAGAAUGGCAAUGCAUAGAACUCCGCCGGAAGGAAUAUCACUCUUCAGACUGACUUCGCUGAUUGAAUCAUUAAGAGUAAAUCACGAUCCUCCAGUGCUCACCGACAGACCACCCGCAGGUCCAACUGCUCACAUUCAUUCUGGAAUCCUGCAAGUCAGGGCGAGGGACAAUUACGAAGAUCCGCCUGGUUUACUCGAAAAGACCGAGUUUCUCCUCCGCGAAUGGGUAUCCAUGUACCACAAUCCACAAAACUCGCGAGACCCGACCAAAGCUUUCAGCCACUUUGUCCACCAAAUGAACAUCCAGGGUAUCUUGAAAACGGACGAGCUAAUAACGCGCUUUUUCAAACUGAGCACGCAAAUGUGUGUUGACCAUUGUUACCGUGCUCUCGUCGAUGCCAAUCCAAACGUCAAUACCAACAUGGGAGUAACAAGAGCCAAGUGCUUCCACACGCUCGAUGCCUUCGUGCGACUGGUAGCUUUGCUAGUUAAACACUCGGGAGACCAGAGCAACACGCACACGAAGAUCAAUUUGCUGAACAAGGUGCUGGGCAUCGUCGCCGGUGUUCUGUUGCAAGACCACGAGAUGCGUGGCCCCGAUUUUCAGCAACUACCCUACCAUCGUAUCUUUAUAAUGCUGUUUCUUGAGCUGUGCGCACCAGAGCCCGUGCUGGAGGCACUCAACUUCCAGGUUCUCACUGCAUUCUGCCAUACUCUGCACAUACUGAGACCGGCCAAGGCACCCGGGUUCUGCUAUGCUUGGUUGGAGCUUGUCUCCCAUCGCGUCUUUAUUGGACGUAUGCUCGUGAUAACUCCGCAACAACGCUGCUGGGGUAUUUACGCCCAGCUACUCAUUGAUCUCUUCAAGUACCUCGCCCCGUACCUUCGUAACGCCGAGCUGGCAAAGCCGGUAACACUACUCUACAAAGGUACGCUUCGUGUCCUGCUGGUACUACUCCACGAUUUCCCAGAGUUCCUUUGCGACUACCAUUACGGUUUUUGCGACGUCAUACCGCCAAACUGCAUCCAAAUGCGUAACCUCAUCUUGAGCGCGUUCCCGCGUAACAUGCGUCUACCCGAUCCUUUCACGCCUAAUCUCAAGGUCGACAUGCUCCAGGAGAUAGCUCAUGCUCCUCGCGUGCUCACAAAUUAUGCCUCGCUCAUACAGCCCGCCUCGUUCAAGAAGGAAUUGGACUCGUACCUCAAAGCCCGAGCUCCGGUCACCUUCCUGAGCGAUCUUCGUACAAAUCUUCAGGUGUCACAGGAGCCAGGUAUGCGUUACAACAUACAGUUGAUGAAUGCGCUCGUUUUGUACGUGGGCACCCAAGCGAUCGCCUUCAUUCGCAGCAAAGGGUUGACACCUAGCAUGUCGACGAUCGCCCACUCAGCGCACAUGGACAUCUUCCAGAACUUGGCCGUUGAUUUAGACACCGAGGGUCGUUAUCUUUUCUUGAACGCAAUAGCCAACCAACUGCGCUAUCCCAACAGUCACACCCACUACUUUAGCUGCACGCUGCUCUAUCUCUUCUCGGAGGCGAACACCGAAGCCAUCCAGGAGCAAAUAACUCGCGUUUUACUCGAACGUCUCAUUGUAAAUAGACCACAUCCUUGGGGUUUGCUCAUCACGUUCAUUGAACUGAUAAAAAACUCGAGUUACAAGUUUUGGGACCAUGAAUUUGUGCACUGCGCUCAUGAAAUUGAAAAAUUGUUCGAAUCGGUUGCACGCUCGUGCAUGGUUCCAAAGCAGGUACAGCCGACUUCCGACAAUGAAAUUCCUGAGUGAUGAAGGCGUCACCAGUUGUCAAACUAUCAAGAUUGGGCGUGUAUAGCUUGUAGCGAGAUAGACGCGAGUGUAUAAAAAAAUUGUUAAACUCUAGAUGUACCAUACAUUUUAUAAUUUACUAUCAUAAUGAAUCUUACAUUGAUAAUAUUGUAUACAUAUAUAAAUAAACAUGGUAAUUUUUAAGCCAAGGUAAGUAGAGUCAAUAUAACAAAUGAUUGAUAUGUAAAACUGGCAACGAAACUCUUAAGUCUCUUAAAAAUCUUGUAUUUCUGAAUGGACAAUUUUAAAGAAUAGAUAUUCUUUGAAAAUGCGACGAUGUGAACGAUGAUAAUUUCAGCUCUUUUUUUAAGUUUUAUUUGAAAAUCAAGAUGCAAACUGAUAUUAAUUGUAAUAAUAGUCAUGUGUAUAAUGUAAUACUUGAAAAAGAUGAUUGCAAAGAGCAACAACUAAAGGGUAUAUGUAUAUACAUAUUUAUGUAUACAUAUAUAAAUAUACAUAAACUUUUUUUGAUUCUUUGAAACAAAAAAAGGUACCUACCUUUUGUAAUAUUGUACAAAUGAUGAAAGAUGUUUUCAAUGAGUUUACGCCUGUAACGCGAUUAGAAAUAAGCGUGUAUGUAAAGAAUAUCUAAAACGAGUGAGAUUUGUCAAACAAAUGAAGUUUCUAUUUAUGUUGUUUACUGUACACAAGUAAUUGCCCAAUCAAGUGAUAAGUAAAUGGACUUGUAGCUCUUAAGAUUUUUGAAACUAGAUACUUAAUCAAUAAAGCUUUUUCUUUUCAUAAAAAUAAAAACCAA
Molecule: messenger RNA, 9612 nt
Organism: Copidosoma floridanum
Lineage: Eukaryota; Metazoa; Arthropoda; Insecta; Hymenoptera; Encyrtidae
Gene: Not1
Product: CCR4-NOT transcription complex subunit 1
Biological process (GO): nuclear-transcribed mRNA catabolic process, deadenylation-dependent decay; negative regulation of translation
Cellular component (GO): CCR4-NOT core complex; P-body
Molecular function (GO): molecular adaptor activity
Source: RefSeq, a predicted model, not a curated record